Molecule: messenger RNA, 5410 nt
Organism: Procambarus clarkii (red swamp crayfish)
Lineage: Eukaryota; Metazoa; Arthropoda; Malacostraca; Decapoda; Cambaridae
Cellular component (GO): nucleus
Source: RefSeq, a predicted model, not a curated record
GCGGCACCUUGAAGGCAGGAGCGGAAGGGGGCUGCUCGAGCGUGGCGGGAGACCAAUACACUCGGAUAUAUGUAUGAUGAAUGGCUCUAAAUCUCAAGGUGCAAAAUGAGUGCAGCAAAAAACAAAAAUAAAAAGGAGUUGUGUUGCUUUUGUGGUAUUGGACAUGGACAAGAAUUACAACUGGGGAAGCUGUAUACUCUAGAUAACAUUACUGUACACUAUUAUUGUAUGUUAUUCUCAAGCGGCUUAGCUCAAAAUGGCGAUGACAAUGAAGGCAUCUUGGGAUUUUUUCCUGAAGACAUAGAAAAGGAAAUUCACCGGGGAAGAAAGCUGUCUUGCUGUUACUGUCUCAAGAAAGGAGCAACAAUUGGCUGCUCGGAGAAAAAGUGUCGCAGAACUUACCAUUAUGCAUGUGGAUUACAACGUUUUGCUGUUGGUAAAUUUGCUGAUGAUUUCAGGUCAUAUUGUGCACAGCAUCGUGACUAUCAGAAAGGACCUGGUGUGGGUGCAGAAGUUGAAUGUCCUAUUUGCAUGGAGGAACUUAUAGCAGAUCCAAAGGUAGCAGUUUGGGCUCCUUGCUGUAAGAGGGAUUCAUGGUUUCAUAAAAUUUGUCUGCAGAAAUUGGCUUUAAGUGCUGGGUACUUCUUUAAGUGUCCACUGUGCAACGACAAGGAAACGUUUUUAAGGGAGAUGCAAAAUGUUGGCAUCUUUGUACCGGAAAAAGAUGCAAGCUGGGAAUUGGAGCCAAAUGCCUUUAGUGAAUUACUGGAACGUCCCAUCCACUGUGAUGCUCCAAAAUGCAAGUGCCCCGAUGGACGCAAGAGUGAUGAAGAUGGCUCGAGAUGGGAAAUUCUUCUCUGCAACUUGUGUGGUUCAUCAGGUGUUCAUGUUGCCUGUGGAGGUCUGCCAUUCACAUGUGUUGAAUGGACCUGCCCAGUGUGUGCAGACAUGAUAACAGAGAGUGUAAAACGUAUGCGACAGGAAGUUCGUAAGAGACGCCUUCAAAAUAGAAAUGUCAAGUUAAAACAAAAUUCACUUGAAUCCACUUCACAUGAGAUGGCUGUGGGAAAUAGCCAAUCAGCAGAGGAAACAGGUUCCAUUUAUAGUGAUUGUUCUUAUGAAGACAUGGCUGUCGAUUCUGGAAUCUGCAAUGAAACGCCUUGUAAAAGAAAGUUAGAAGUUAUGGACUGGAAUGAUGAAACUCCAGCAAAGACGAGUAAAGGAGACAGUGAGGACACUGUUCUUAAGCUAACAUAUGCUAGUGAUUCAGAUGAUGAAAUUGACAUUGAGCUGGGGGAAUACCAGGUUCCUCCUCAUACCAUUAUUAGAGAACUUAAAGAGCAUGGGGAGGAACUACCUUCACAAUUAAGAAGAUUAAAAGACUAUGCAAUUCGAGCACAAAAAAGAAUGCUGGAGUUAAGGCUGACUGAAGCUGAAAUGGUGAUGAUGGCAAAAGAGUCUUCAAAGUAUAAAGCUUUUUGUGUUAAUAAAUCAGACAUACAGAGGUUUUAUCGGUAUAGCUUGCCCUUAGAAAAGAUGUUACAAAUGCUAAAGCUAAUUACAGCAAUUUUUGAUCUUCGGAAAGCUGCUGUUGAAGAAGCUCAAUCUUCAUCUGCAAAGAAACAGAAGAAAACAAAAUCAAUUACACCAAAUGGUAGAAAAUGUGGGAAAAAAUCUGCUCCAGGAACUCCGAAAAUAAAAAUUCCUCUUCUGAAAAGUGCUCUUGCACAGUCAUUGAUUGCUGCAGGAAAAUCACCAAAGACUGUAGAGCAACAUCAGGUAGAAGCAAUUGAAGACUGUUCAGUUCUAGACACUUGGUCAAUGCAAAACACACAGCCCAAUAACAUGGAAUACUCGUCAUCCUUGAAUAUUGAAAAGGUUUCUGGAGAUGGUAAAGAUGUGAAAGGGGUCCUUCUCAGUACAAGUUCUGCUGCAACUGUUACUAUCAAUGACAAUAGUAAUGAAGCAUCUAUCCAAGCUCCUGAAUCUCUUAAGACAUGUGGGGAAACAAGCCAAAUAUCAAAGUCAGGUGAAGCUCUUAUGCAUGUACAACCUAAGACAUCUGCAGUUGAUGGUCUGCUGGAGGAUCAGAACACAGAGUCCAAGAAUGGGAAGAGUACAAGUACGAAAGGGGUUAAACAGGAAACACAGACACUAGGAGCCUGCCGUAAGCUCUCGCUUGAGUUUGCCUCCAAUAUUGAGAAAUUGGAAGAGAGUUAUACUUCCAGUCCAUCUACAGACAUCCUUCUAGACUCAUCUCAUAGGUAUGAGAAUGUACUGAUGUCUAUACCAUUAAUAGCAAACACUAGCAUUAGUGAAUUGUCUAAUGAUGUUGAAGUAGAAGUCAAAAAGUGUACAAACCAAAAAUUAGCAAAUGAGGAAAACUGUGGAUCAAGCUCAUUAAAAGCUGAGGUAGAACUUGGAUCUGCAGGUAAGAGUUGUAAUAUAAAAGGGGAGGAAAAACUAAGACAAACUGUCUUAAUGCCUUUUAAUUCUGAUGUUAAUCAAAAUUUAGAGCCUACCAAAAAGAAACGAGUGAAGUCUCACUGUACUGAUAAAAAUAAGUACGUGCAGAAAACACUGUCACCUUUCAUUUUGAAAAGAAAGAAUCCAAGUUAAGGAAUAGUUAAAAGGUGAGAAAUUGUAAAGCAUAAGGGAAGAUAUUUACAGUGACUCCUUAUGUGUCUUGGUAUUAUUUAGUUCAUUGCUUAAGUGUUUAAAACAUGUUUUGUGAAGUACAGUAUCUUUUCUUUCUUCCUCGAAGUGCAAUGGUCUUCAUAUUCCUGACUUAUCAGGUAUUUGAUGGGUUAGUGUGAGACAUAUAUAAUUUAUUAUAUAGUACAUAAUUCAUGAUUUUCUUUGAAAAAUUUUAAAAGAGAGAGAAAUAUUAGACUUUCAGGUGAUUAAUAUAACUCUUAAUGUAUUUUUUAUAUUCAGUAGGACAUUCUGUCCUUUGGCAGUAAAAGUUGUUGAGCAUUCAUUACUGGAUUGAUCUUGUUGAUCAUCUGGUGUGUGUUUGCUGAUGAGAUUGAAGACAAAUACCAGUACUUGUAUGUAGUAAAAUGACAAAACGAGAUUUAUGUGAUGAUUUGGCCAUUAAAUUAUAUUUUCUAAAGUUGGAAGUUUUCUGCAGUGUUUACAAGACUUGAUGUGUAUUUUUUUUAUUUUAGUACAGUAUAAGAAUUAUACAAAAGCUCUCAAAUGAGGGUGUAUAAACUUAUUAGUGCUGGUUCAAUACAUAACAGUAGUUGUAUCCAUGGGCACUACAAGCCUCACUGAUCAUGCUGUCAUCAGAGAAGUCUGGUUUUGGACCCAGCUGCUAGAGUACAUGAAAACUAAAAUUGGCCUCAGUUAAAUCACAGGCAAUUCAAUUUGUGCCCAUGUAUUGUUGGGGCAUACAGCACUGCCUGCCAAUAAGGGUGGUGAGAGACAAGAUUUGAUGCAGAUUAAUGCAAAUUUUUCAGACUGUUAUGUAUUUGCAUAAAAUAAUAAAAUGAAUUCGAUUGUCAAAUACUAUCACUUCUUUGAAUAGAAAUAUGAAUAGAUAGGCAUUUAGUCAGAGUAAGUGAAUGGAAGGUUUAGCACUAACAUUCCACAGGUGCCUACUGAUAUUAUCAAGAAUGAAUCGCUUCUUUCUAAUGAAGUAGUGCUCAUGAAAUAAGUUAAAAACAGCAAAUAUUUUGACACAUGCUAUCAAAAUACAAAAUAAAAUUGACAAGCCAGAGUUAAUAAACGACUAAUAAUGGAAGAUGCUUGUAAGUGUAAAUGCAGCUAGAUGUGUAUGCUCUGUAGCCAGCAGUGAAUUGUUACAGUAGUCAGCAGUAACAUGUUGCAGUAGUCAAUACUAAUUUGUUGCAAUAGCCAGCAGUGAAUUGUUGUAAUAGGCAACAGUGGCUUGUUGCAGUAGUCAGCAGUGAAUUGUUGCAAUAGCCAUCAAUGAAUUGUUAUAUUAGUUAGUAGUGAUGUGUUGUAAUAGCCAACAGUGAAUUAUUCCAGUAGCCACCACUAAUAUGUUGCAAUAGCCAACAGUUAAUUGAUGCAAUAGUCAGCAACAACCAUGCAACAGCCAGCCAGUGGCGGCCAGUGCAGUAGCCAGCCAGCAAGUUUACCUGUUGCUAGGUUGUAAUGAUAGUCGUGAGUGAAUCUAUUGAUAUGAGCAUAGUGUGUUUACAUCGACUUCUGACAGUUAUUUAUAUUUUCCUCAAGUGUUAUAUUAGAGUGUCUUUAACUGCUUGUCUAUAAAAAGAUCUUUGGGUCUUUAAAGCAAGACUGAGGGAAUUUGUAAAUAAAAUUAAGUAAUCAUGGAUACUUUGAAGUUCAUGAUCAUGAAGUUAAAUAUUUCUCUUGGUUAAGGGAAUACAAUUUUUGUUAAUAUGGUUGAAUAUUAAUUAAAACAAACAAGCUGAUUAAUUUUAAAAUUAAAAAGUAAAUUAGGUGAACAGCUGAAAAGUAGUGGUUGGCCAAUGGCAUUGUUCCAUUGGAUAAAGUGAAACUUGCCUAUUGUGUACCAUUAUGAUUGAAUGGUGAUUUUGAACAAAGGUAGUGUUAUACCUGUGGAGUUUUACUUAAAGUACACAAAGUACCCAAGAUAUCUUUAGUUUAUUAGUUAGUGUGGAUUAAUUAUCUUCAUUUUCAGGUUGUAUUGGUUAAAGGGAGAGUAUAAUUUGUAUUUUCUAGGUAUUUUAUUUUAAAGUAGACUUAUUUGAUUUAUUGGUGUAAAUAUCUGGUUUAUAUGAAAGUAGGCAUUAUAUUAGUUUGAAAAUUCUUAACUCUUUCGUAGCAGUUACGAUGAGAUUUGUCCUGCAUAUGAAUAGGUAUCCAUAGAUUUAUGGAGCCGGUAGAUUUGGCGCUCCUGCGUCUAACACAAAUAUUAAAUCUAUUUGUGCAGAGAUCUGAAUCUUCAUAUUUUGUGUUACAUAUACAUUAGAUUUGUAGUACUAGCCAGUUCCUACGUGCUUCCUUAUUCAAAUAUUGUUACAGGUAUACGAGCUAAACUCUUACACAAUGUCUCGGUACAAGUGAUAUAAUCUUGGGGGGGUGCAGUGUUGUUUGUAGUGUACAUAGUGUCCAGAAAUAUACCUAUGGAUAUUCCUAUAAGAUAAUUUGUGUUAAUACAUGUACUAUAUGCACCAUUGGUUUUCACAGCAAGACAGUUAUUAUUACUGUAUAUAAUAUUUUAGAUAGUCAUUAGUGCCAAGUAUACUAAAAUAAUGUUCACAGUGUCAAAGCAAAUUCUUUGCUGUUCAACAUCAUACUUAUCAUGACAUUUCCUGUUUUUUAUAAUAAUUGGUGGCAUGGCAUUAUUGGAUGAUCAUAACAAAUGUUUUUUUUUUGUGUCUUCAUGUUCCAUCUUGCCACAAUAUGCAGAGAAUACGUAGUGGUGAAGCCAUACACAGACUACUAAAAUAAA